AUUAAGUAUACAUGACUAAGCAUUUCUGUAAGGUUCGUUAAAGCCAGAAUUCUUUUAUUCGCUGCCUGAGAGCCACCAGACCAGACUGACCGUCAGACCAGCUUUGGGAGAAGGAGAGUGCCCAGGAUGAGCAUCUUGAAAAGCCACUGCGGAGGACAGGAGGACCCGCUGAUGAAGUAUGUUCUCGAUCACUCCAUGAGGGAGCAUCCGGUCCUGCAGAAGCUCAGACUGAGGACAAUGGAGGACUCCUGGAACGUGAUGAUGGUUGCCUGUGAGCAGUCGCAGUUCAUGGCCAAUUUGGCCAAACUAAUCAAAGCCAAGAAGGCAAUCGAGAUUGGAGUGUACACAGGCUACAACACGCUGAACAUUGCGUUGGCGUUGCCUGAGGAUGGCGUGGUGGUGGCGUGUGACAUCAGUGAAGAGUACGUCAACAUCGGCAAACCCUUCUGGAAAGAGGCCGGAGUCGAGAAAAAAAUUGAUCUGCGCCUUCAGCCAGCACUGAAAACCCUUGAUGAGCUCAUGUCUUCUGGCCAGUCUGAAACAUUCGACUUUGUCUUCAUUGACGCGGACAAACUUAACUACGAAAACUAUUACGAGAAGUGUCUGCUGCUGCUGAGGAAAGGAGGCCUCAUCGCAAUCGACAACGUGCUGUGGAGUGGAAAAGUGGUGAAUCCGCCUCCAGACGACGUAGACGCUGUGGCCAUUGACAAGCUGAACAAGAAGUUGCUUAAAGACACUCGGAUCACCCUGAGCAUGCUCACAGUGGGAGACGGCCUCACCCUGGCCAUGAAGUUAUAGGAGACCGUGUGAAAGCUGCCAACACGUAUGGGCUUUGUGAGGCAACACUGGGAUACUGCGUAUUGUUUUAUAGUUAGCUGAAACACUAGAGGGAAGAUGUGACUGUAGCUAACACCUGCAUCGUACUACCUGGGCUCAUGUUACAGCCUGUUUCUGUGAUUUAACAACAGCAUAGUUUUAUGUCAUUCAAUACAAUUGCAAUAACUAAACUACAGCUCAUUUUGCAGUCAGAACACAGCAUUCGAACAAUUCAGAAAAGGCAUUUGAUUAAAAAAAUUAUAAACUGCA
Molecule: messenger RNA, 1086 nt
Organism: Stegastes partitus (bicolor damselfish)
Lineage: Eukaryota; Metazoa; Chordata; Actinopteri; Pomacentridae
Product: catechol O-methyltransferase domain-containing protein 1
Exons: 7
Coding region: 127-798 (223 amino acids)
Molecular function (GO): O-methyltransferase activity; S-adenosylmethionine-dependent methyltransferase activity
Source: RefSeq, a predicted model, not a curated record